GAGACGACGAAGAAGAAGUCUCAUUUAUUAGUAAAAGAAGAAAAGAAGGAACUGCCCGUCGUACGCUCACGCUUAGCACCGAUGUGUCUUUCAGUGAAGAUCUUCUCAUAACGACCAGCAAGAUGAACAAACUCGGUGAUGUCGACUCGUAUGAGCUCGAGGAGCCGAGCGACGAAGAGAGAGCAGCAAGCAGUUCAGAGGACGAGCUGGACGUGCUUCUUAGCGGCACGCCGGAGCAGAAGAAGAAGCUGAUCCGAGAAUACCUGACGGGCGAGAGCGAGUCGUCCAGCGAUGACGACUUUGAGAAGGAGAUGGAGGCCGAGCUCAGCUCCACCCUCAGGACCAUGGAGGACACCUGGAAGCCCGCUGGCACAGUGCAGGGUUCAGGAAGCGGAGGCGAAGGCCCAACACACGUCGAGCCACGGAUGUACGACAACAUCUACUUUGACUCGGACUCGGACGAAGACCACCAGCCAAUGUCUGCAGGUGGUUCGGCCGGCCGGCGCAUGAUGACCAAUGACGAGCUGCUGUACGACCCCGACGAGGACGAGCGGGACCAGGCCUGGGUGGACGCCAGGCGCGGCAGGUAUCGUGUGAUGAAGUGCCCUGCGAUGUCCGCUCACCCGCGGCGCCCGGGGCCCAAAAGUCUUCCCAGCAGCGACGCCGUCCUCAACUGUCCCGCUUGCAUGACCACGCUGUGUCUCGACUGUCAGCGACACGAGAAGUACCGCACGCAGUACCGCGCCAUGUUCGUCAUGAACUGCAGCGUGAAUAAAGAGCAAGUUCUGCGCUACAAGAAGCAAAUGGACAGGACGCCGGGAAAGAAAUGGAACCGCAUGAAAGAGCAGGCGACAGCAGCGCCUGUCGGGAUGGACGCCGAUGAGGCAUACCAUCCCGUGCAGUGCUCUGAGUGCUCCACAGAGGUUGCUGUGCUAGACAAGGACGACGUCUACCACUUCUUCAACAUCCUGUCCAGCCACUGCUGACUUGGACAGGAGAGUCUCUCCCCCCCCCCCAUCUCUUUAUGCAUAUUAUUCCAUGAUCUGUCAUCGUUGUGUAUAUAGCGGAUUGUGGAGUGAAGUGGCACCACAAGGUGGAAUUUUGAAA
Messenger RNA from Syngnathus acus (greater pipefish), 1107 nucleotides. RefSeq names its product e2f-associated phosphoprotein (gene eapp). The record is from RefSeq and is a predicted model, not a curated record. The transcript has 6 exons. Gene Ontology annotation, biological process: positive regulation of cell population proliferation. The coding region runs from base 123 to 986 and encodes 287 amino acids. NCBI's taxonomy places the organism in Eukaryota, Metazoa, Chordata, Actinopteri, Syngnathiformes, Syngnathidae. Gene Ontology annotation, cellular component: nucleus.